ACUUACUGUUACAAUUACGAGUGUGUGGUUAGGAAUCUGCGGUCAACUUUACCGUCAAGCCAAACAACCAAUCGAAAGAGACGGCGUGUUCAUUAAAAGACAAGGCAAGGAAUUCCAUUUAUAGUGUGUCAUUCCUUCACGAUGUCCAAGAUUGUCUGCUUCUAUGUUUUGUGUCUGUUUUCGCUUUUACACAAUGUUGCGGUGACAGCAGAGAAAUCCAAACUUAAGUCAAGUAAUCCUGAUAGCGCGGACAGCUGGAAAAAGAAAGACAUCCGCGAUUAUAGCGAAGCUGACCUGGAGCGAUUAUAUGAACAGUGGGAGGAAGGAGAUGAAGAACUGGAACCAGAUGAACUUCCAGAAUGGAAAAGAGAAGCACCAGCAGUUGAUUUUUCCAAGUAUGACUCCGGUAAUCCUGAAGAACUUCUCAUGAUGAGCAAGAAAGGCAAAACUUUAAUGAUGUUUGUGUCAGUUUCUGGUGACCCACCACGGCACGAGACCGAAGAAAUUACGUCACUCUGGCAGAGCAGUUUAUAUAACGCAAACAUAGAUAUUACACGAUAUUUAAUCAGUGACAACCGAGCAAUUUUCAUGUUAAAAGAUGGCUCAAAAGCAUGGGAGAUAAAGAACUUCCUUGUCCAGCAGGAACGAUGUUUGUCAGUAACCAUAGAGAACCAGGACUUCCCUGGCAAAGGAUCACCUAAAAAAACUGAAUUAUGAGGUGGAAAAAGUCUCUAGUGUGGUCCUAAAUUUCCUGAAGAAAUAGAUUACCAAAAAACCAAAGACACAAUGAAGAAUCUUGAAGAAUCUCUUUUCAUCCCGACUAAGACGUAUAUAUAUAUAUAUAUAAUAUAUAUAUAUAUAAUAUAUAUAUAUAUAUAUCAAUCAAUCAAAUGUAUGUGCGUAUUUUAAAAGGAAUAAUGAUAUAAAAAAAUAAUGGUUUUUUUACAAUGAGUCUCCAUCAUUUAUCAUCAUCAUCAUCUCCAACAUCAAUGACUUUAUAACCGUGACAUCUAAAUUGGUCUUUUAAACACAGACAGGAUUAACUUUCCUCAUUCUCUUCCUUUCUUUCCAGUCCCAUUGCUCUGUAAGAUAUUGAACCCUUUAUAUCAUAAAUAAAAAUAUUAACUAAA
Octopus bimaculoides (California two-spot octopus) is the source of this 1130-nucleotide messenger RNA. RefSeq names its product LDLR chaperone boca. Gene Ontology annotation, biological process: protein folding. The record is from RefSeq and is a predicted model, not a curated record. NCBI's taxonomy places the organism in Eukaryota, Metazoa, Mollusca, Cephalopoda, Octopoda, Octopodidae.